Messenger RNA from Protopolystoma xenopodis, 348 nucleotides. Lineage: Eukaryota; Metazoa; Platyhelminthes; Monogenea; Polystomatidea; Polystomatidae. The record is from the annotation of a GenBank genome assembly.
CGUCCCUCCGUUUGUCUGUAUCAUCUUGACAACGCUACACUUGUUUGUCUAUCAAAAUGUUCUCCCUACUUUUUUCUCCUCUCCUGCCAUUCCGUCUCGUGUCCACUUCCUGCCUCCUCCCGUUCCACCCACCAUCUUUCGGAUGGCGCCAACCCCAGACAACUGGAGGCAAACGGAGCUACAAUAAGCGCAGCCGUGGACAAAUUGGAGGCUGCUGAUCCUCGUGAUUGGAUGUUGCUGUCGCCGGCGUUGCUGACGCUGGACCGCUGUCUCUUGCCCACCGAAACCUUCGCGCCAGGUGAUGCUUUACGCCCUCCUAUUUGCCUAUCCUUAAAACACACCAAAUGA